This is a messenger RNA of Rhizophagus irregularis DAOM 181602=DAOM 197198, 1167 nucleotides long. RefSeq lists its product as uncharacterized. Gene Ontology annotation, molecular function: protein kinase activity; ATP binding. NCBI's taxonomy places the organism in Eukaryota, Fungi, Glomeromycota, Glomeromycetes, Glomerales, Glomeraceae. Gene Ontology annotation, biological process: protein phosphorylation; signal transduction. Gene Ontology annotation, cellular component: cytoplasm. The record is from RefSeq and is a predicted model, not a curated record.
AUGGAAAAUUACCCACCCGAUUACGGAACGUGCCCUGUCUGUUUUAAAAGACGAGAAGCACAAUCUUGGUGCACAAAUUGUGACGUUAGACGAUUUGAAGAAAACUUCAAACAUUGGACCAGCGGGAAUUCUGCAAUUGAUAAUUUUAUCAAAUAUACCCAAAAAAAUGCAAGAAGAGGAAUGGAUUACCUCGAAUGGAUCGAUUUUAAUCAACUCUCUCACGUCUGUAAUACCGGGAAAGCGGGGGCUUUUACGUCGAAUUAUUCGGCAAUAUGGAUAGAGGGUCCAAAAGGUUCUUUAGAUAAAAACGAGACAUGGACCAACAGUGGACCAACCCGUGUAAUCCUUAAACAAUUUCACAAUUAUGUUGAAGCAAACAAUUUAUUUUUUAAUCAAUUAUACAGGUAUCAUAGAUGUUUUCAAGAAGGAACACUUGCGGAUUUCUUCGGUUUUACCAGAGAUGUAAGGACUUCCCGUAUCAUGAUGGUGAUGCGAUAUUAUGAUCAUGAAGAUUUGUAUACAUUUCUUGAUAAUUUUAAUGGUGCCCUCUGUUGGAGAGACAUAAUCGAAAUCCUUUUGAGUGUUUCAGAAGGUCUUUUCAAAAUCCACGAAUUCGGUCUAAUUCACGGAAACAUACAUGGUGGAAAUAUUUUGAUUGAACAAGAUCCCAAUACUAUAGAUGCAAGAAUCGCGGAUACAGGUUUAUCAGGAGAUUCUUUUCAAGAAAGAGUUUUUGGAGUGGUCCCAUUUAUUGCGCCAGAAGUUUUCACUGGAAGUAGGAAAUCACAAGCUUCCGAUAUUUAUAGCUUCGGCAUGGUGAUGAUGAUGAUACCUACCGGUUCACGACCAUAUCAAGACAGAUCACAUGACAGGCAACUCAUUCAAAAUAUUAAGCUAGGAUUGAGGCCUCAAUAUCCAAUCGGAGCUCCGUUAGUUUAUUUACAACUAAUGGAAAAAUGUUUAAGCCAGAACCCAUCCAUUAGGCCAACGGCUCAGGAUGUCUAUCAAACAAUUUACACAUGGAUCGAAGCAACGUGUAUUAACCCUGAAGUAACCCCGUUGUUCGAACAAUUCGAAAGGGCCGAACAAAGUUUACAUUUGUCAGGAAUUGCAAAACCGAUACACCAACAUGCCGUGUAUAUUAGUCGCGAUCUUAACUCCAUUUAA